AUGGGCGAGAGUACCAGCCCUAUCAGCGUGAUCCUGGUGAGCUCGGGCAGCCGCGGCAACAAGCUGCUCUUCCGCUUCCCCUUCCAGCGGGGCCCGGAGCACCCGGCCGCCCAGGCCGGUAAGCCAAGGAGCCGAUAUGCUGUGAAUAGCACUAAUGACAACACAGAAGACCAAGAUGGAGACUCCAGAUUUUCAGAUGUCAUCCUGGCAACAAUUUUGGCUACCAAAUCAGAUAUGUGUGGCAAAAAAUUUGAGCUGAAGAUUGAUAAUGUCCGUUUUGUUGGCCACCCUACCUUGCUGCAGCAUGCCCUCGGGCAGGUAUCCAAAACUGAUCCAUCACCAAAGAGAGAGAUGCCCACCAUGAUUCUCUUUAAUGUUGUAUUUGCCUUAAGGGCCAACGCAGAUCCAUCGGUGAUCAACUGUUUACACAACCUCUCUCGUCGAAUUGCCAUAGUUCUACAGCAUGAGGAGCGUCGUUGUCAGUACCUGACCAGAGAGGCCAAGCUGAUCCUAGCCAUUCAGGAUGAAGUGUCUGCCAUGUCAGAAACAGCAGAAGGUCCGCAAUCACCUUUCCAUCACAUUCUACCCAAGUGCAAGCUGGCCAGAGACCUCAAGGAGGCUUAUGACAGUCUUUGUACUACAGGGGUGGUGCGAUUGCACAUCAACAACUGGCUUGAAGUGAGUUUCUGUCUGCCUCAUAAAAUCCAUUAUGUUGCAACAAGCUUUAUACCUCCUGAAGCGAUUGAAAGAAGCCUGAAAGCUAUUAGGCCUUACCAUGCCUUAUUACUACUGAAUGAUGAGAAAUCGUUGCUUAAUGAGCUCCCAUUGGACUGUUCCCCGGCCCUGGUGAGAGUGAUUAAAACUACCUCUGCUGUGAAGAAUCUGCAGCAGCUGGCUCAGGAUGCUGACCUGGCAUUACUACAGGUUUUCCAGCUUGCUGCACAUCUGGUUUACUGGGGAAAAGCAAUUAUUGUCUAUCCACUGUGUGAAAACAACGUCUAUAUGCUGUCCCCCAAUGCCAGUGUUUGUCUUUACUCCCCUUUGGCAGAGGAAUUUUCAUGUCAGUUUCCUGGCCAUGAUUUGCCAUCUGUGCUUUCCAAGUUCUCUUUGCCAGUUUCCUUAUCAGAGUUCAAGAAUCCGCUAGCUCCGCCAGUACAGGAGACUCAGCUCAUACAGAUGGUGAUAUGGAUGCUCCAGCAUCGGCUUCUCAUCCAGCUCCACACAUAUGUCUGUUUGAUGGUGCCCCCGAAUGAGGAAGAUUUCCGAGCUCAAGAUGAAGACAUGCCCUUCACUGCCAGAGUUGGAAGCAGAAGUCUAAGCACUCCCAAUGCUCUCAGUUUCGGCUCCCCAACCAGUAGUGAUGAUAUGACUCUCACAAGCCCUAGUAUGGAUAAUUCCAGUGCUGAGCUGAUACCUGGUGGUGACUCUCCAUUGAAUAAACGGAUGACUGAGAACCUGCUAGCGAGCUUGUCUGAACACGAGCGGGAAGCUAUCCUCAAUGUCCCUGCUGCACAGAAUCCAGAGGAUCUACGCAUGUUUGCAAGGCUGCUGCACUAUUUCCGAGGACGGCACCAUUUGGAGGAGAUCAUGUAUAACGAGAACAUGCGCCGCUCCCAGCUAGUCAUGCUCUUUGACAAGUUUCGCAGCGUGCUGGUUGUGACCAAUCAUGAGGACCCUGUGAUUUCAGUCUUCCAGUCCCUCUUGAAGUGACUGUGUGGAGUGUGGGAGGGGAACUGCUCCUCUGUUUUCAGCUCCUUCAAUCUUAAUAUUUUGUUUAUAUAAAUGUUAAUACAGGAGCAGGGUAGCAGCAGCCAGAGGUUCUACCUUUGCCAUUGACCUUACCAGCGACCCUCAGCAAGUCACCCCUUCUCCCUCCCUUUCACCAUCUGGCUGGGGGAUGUAAACCCUGACCUGCUUGUGGACAGAGCUCUGCCCUCAAGAUGCAUGAGAGUGGGGAUAGAGAGGCACACACAAGUGAAGCUGUUCAGUCCAGCUAAUUCCAGUGUGCUGUGUCUUCCUGAAGUCCCUGCCACUGGGCUGGGGUUCCUUGCUCCCGGCGCAGGCUGUGUGGGUGGAGUUGAAGGAAGGUUUUACCUUGGUGUCGCUGAAUAAACAACACUCACUUUGACUGG
Emys orbicularis (European pond turtle) is the source of this 2132-nucleotide messenger RNA. RefSeq names its product NPR3 like, GATOR1 complex subunit (gene NPRL3). Lineage: Eukaryota; Metazoa; Chordata; Testudines; Emydidae. Gene Ontology annotation, cellular component: GATOR1 complex. Bases 1 to 1710 code for a protein of 569 amino acids. The transcript has 13 exons. Gene Ontology annotation, biological process: cellular response to amino acid starvation; negative regulation of TORC1 signaling; TORC1 signaling. The record is from RefSeq and is a predicted model, not a curated record.